AUCAUCACCAUGUUAUUUGCAGGGUAUAAUGGAGUUCCAUGUUUGAACAAUUUGGAAAAGGAGGGAGUAAGCCAAUCCAUCGAGGAAGGAUCACUUUCAAGAAACACUCCAUCUUUUACUCCUCUUCGAGAGGCCAAGCCAGUCCGAAUGGAACGUCGAAUGUUACGGUGGAAUGAAGAAAGGAUUCCCUGGUGGCGGAUCAUGAAAACCUCAUCAAAUGGAUUUCAAUUUAAAUCAAGUUCAUCAGGAUGAAAUGAUUGUUCUUUGAUUUGUUAAAUAGAAAAAUAUGUACAAAGUCUGAAUAAAGUAAAGUCUUAUUAUUUUGGUAACCUUUCCUUAUCAAAGUAAAAGCCUUCCAAAGACC
Messenger RNA from Melampsora larici-populina 98AG31, 364 nucleotides. RefSeq lists its product as uncharacterized. The record is from RefSeq and is a predicted model, not a curated record. NCBI's taxonomy places the organism in Eukaryota, Fungi, Basidiomycota, Pucciniomycetes, Pucciniales, Melampsoraceae. The annotation marks the transcript as partial. The transcript has 5 exons.